AUGAAAUUUUGGAAAACAAUUGAUAUUUUUUCUUAAUAAUUUUUCUUUAAUAUUGAAGAUAAAGAUAAGUAAAAGAAAGCAACAUUUCUGGGUUUUGGACUAUCUACAUUUGUGUUCAUAACUGAGUUAAAUAAUGAACUAAUUGCUUUCAAAAUGGAUUCUGGUGAUUUUGUUUAUCAACCCAACAAAACUUACUUAGUUGUCAUGGCUUAUUUUUUCUAGCAAGGAUAAAAUAGAACUUUUAUACCUUUAAAUGUAAUAGAUUGUUAAAGCGAUGAGCUCUAAGGAUAUAAAUGCUUGGAUUUUUCUUAAGUUUCUAACUAUAAAUUUUCUUUAAAUACACUAGAGGAUUUAUAUUCUUAAAUAUAAAUCUUUACAUAUGGUUGCUUAGAUGUGGAUAAGGUUAAAACGUUCGUUCCUAAUGAUUGUGCUAGUUAAGAUGAAAUAAACACUCUUGUAAAUGGUGUCAAUGUAGGAUUAAGGUAUAAAAUUUAUACUGCUUAAUAUAAUACAACAUCUUAGUAAAUGCAAUCAGAUUACAGAAAUAUUUUAGUCUAUACAUUUGCAAGCUAAGCUAUAGUAACUUUUUUGAAUAUGCAAACAUAAACAACAAAUGUAAAAUAAGGAUUAAUUUGGUAAUCAAAUUCCUAUUAUUCUUCUCCAUUGUAAUAUGGGUAAAUUAAUUAAAGCAUGGAUAGAAUAUCAGCUCUUAAUGAUGGAUAAGGUCCUUUUAACUCUUUUGUAUUAUAAAUGGAUGAAAUAGUUUAUUAAAUACAGAUUUAAUACCCAACAUUACCUUAAAUUCUAGCAAUUGUUAAUGGAAUUUUUUCACUUUUGGUGUUAGUAGGGUUUUUAGGAAGAAAGUUUUCUUAAAAGAAAAUAAAUGAUGAAUUUUUUUUGCUAUUUAUGAAAAAUAUUUUUUCUGGCUAAUAUUUCACAAUACUACAAUCAAGCAAACUUCUCUAAUCCGAGUAGAAAGAAAAUAAUUUGGUAACAUAUUUAGAAAAUAAUAACAACUUAUUUGAAAAUAAAUAAAUGUUUUUUGAUUCAAAAGAAAGUGAUUUAAUUAGAGAAAAUAAUAAUAAUAAUUGUAAUAACUAAGAUAAAUUAGAUUUUUUUUAUGAGUAGUAUUUCGAAAAAUAAAAUAAUGAUUAGGAAAUUUCUUUACCUAACUUCAGAGUGAAAUCAAAAGGAAUUUUAGAAUAGUCUUAAAUAAAUACUUAAGUGUUAACUCCUUAGACAUUAAAUUGCACUAACUAAAAAAAAUAAUAUUCUAAAAUAAAUAAAUUUAGAAAUAAAGUGUAAGAAAAUUUUAAUUAUCUAUAAUAAUAUAAAGACGAGCAAUCUAUAACUAAGGAUUAAGAAAAUAUUUUAAGCCCAACAUAACUCCAAACACAAUAAAGUAGCCCAUAAAUUGCUUUAUUUAAAAAUAAAAAUUAAAGUUAAAUUCUAUUUUCAAAUUCUUUUAUUUUAUCUCCAAAUUUAAAAAGUAUCAACCAAAAAAAAUUUAUCGAAACUCAAUCUAUAAAUGAGUAACGCUAUUAAAUUUAAAUUAAAAGAAGAAAUUAAUCUUUACAAAGUCGUAUUAACUUGUAAGAUAAUAUAGAUAAAUUAAAUGCUCUUCAAAGUGAACAAAUUUCUAAUCUAGCAAUGCAAAAAAUUAUAAAAAUAAAGAUUCAACAGUAAAAGGAAGAAGAUGGUUUAAGACUAAAUCACAAAUGA
Messenger RNA from Tetrahymena thermophila SB210, 1722 nucleotides. RefSeq names its product transmembrane protein, putative. The transcript is spliced from 3 exons. Lineage: Eukaryota; Ciliophora; Oligohymenophorea; Hymenostomatida; Tetrahymenidae. The record is from RefSeq and is a predicted model, not a curated record.